GCUCUCUUUAAAUAUCACAUGAAGAUGCUAUAAAUACAUAAAAGUGAUCAGUUCACAGAGGACAUAAAUGCCUGCGUUCUACAUGAGACCACUUCACAGCUUUGGUUCCUGUCAGGCAACACUUUCCUCAAUAAAUAAGAAGAACAUUUCAUGUCCAGUAUAAUCUGUGCUUAUGAUGGCAGUUUGUCACGUUUAGUGUUUCAGGCUCCUCCCCGUGAACUUUGGAAAGCCUUUUUUUAAUCUAACUUGCAGCAGUCAGAAGUUCUCUUCUUCUCAUCUCAGCUACAGAUCAUAGAAACAUGUUUGGUGCGUGGAUCUUAUUGUUUCCUCUCCUGUUAGGGGCCAGGGCGUUCAUGAUCCACAACACCCAGAGCAGCCUGUGUCUGGAGGAAUCAGCAUCUACAGCUGAAGUCCUGCUGAAGAACUGCAACCUGGAUUCAGAGUCCCAGCAGUGGAUCUGGAUUGAUCGGGGCAUGCUGAUGUGUGUUAUGUCGUCCAGAUGUUUGUCAGCCCUGCAGAGAGAGCCUGUCCAGACUCGGCCCUGCCGGGGGUCGGAGACAGAUGCGACAGCGACAUUGUGGGCCUGUGACAGGGGCCGACUGAUCAGCAGGAACACGUCGAUGCUGCUGUCAGUAGAUGGCCGCCGUCUGGUUCUCACCCAUGACAGCAAACUCUCAAAGUGGAAAUCUCUGGAUGAGGGGGACAUCUGCCAGGAAAAGCUCAGAUCCAGGAGGGCAUCUGAUGAUCCAGAAGAGGCUGCAGAGAAGCAGACAGGCGAUGCGGCGGCCAUGACGGAAGAACAGAGAGAAUACCUCCGCUGGUACUAUCGCUCUGAGGACCCCACCACAUGGACGUUUGUGCUGCUGGGACUGGCCUUCGUCUGCCUUCUGGUUGGUUUUCUGCUGCUGGGAAUGGGAGCCAUGGCCAACAAGAACAGAAAGAAGAUAGCAAAGUACAAGGCAGCUGCUGCUCUUGCUCAGAAAGGUGAGGAGCUGCAGAUCAUUUCACCACUCAGAGAUGACAGCAGCUGCAAACCAUCACCGUCACUUGACAGGAUGACAGGAAACAAUGGGGAGGUGAGCGAGCUCAAAGCAGGAAACAAUGGGGAGGUGAGCGAGCUCAAAGCAGGAAACAUCGUGGUCACAUGGAAAGACGGCAACACGUCCUGCCUGUACGCAGAUCCUGCAGCAGAGGAGGAGAAACAGGAGCUGGAUCAGGAGGAGAACCGGGAGGAGCUGCCAGCUGCUGAGCUGGAGCCUGAUGAGGCAGUGAAGAUUCUAACAGCAGGUGUGAAUAAUGGAAGCCUGUAACUCAGCAUGCACCGCUAGAAGCAACAGUUAUUCCGAUUCACCACCCACUGCUCCACCUUGUGAUGUAUGUUCAACAUUGAUGGACUGCUAAUACCGUGAAGUUAUUCAAUUCAAUUCGAUUCAGUUUAUUUUGUAUAGCCCAAUAUCACAAAUUACAAAUUUGCCUCAGAGGGCUUUACAAUCUGUACACAUACAACAUCCCUGACCUUUGACCUCACAUCGAAUCAGGAAAAACUCCCCAAAAAUAACCUUUGACAGGGAAAAAAGGGAAGAAACCUUCAGGAGAGCAACAGAGGAGGAUCCCUCUCCCCGGAUGGACAAAGUUACAAAGCUUUAGGUCUGUAACAGCUGCUGACGCCCGACAGUCCAACAGAUUAUGCAAUCUAAUCAAUCACUGAAAACGUUAUGUCCACAUUCACUGGAAGGGUCCAAGGAUCCAAAACAUCCAUUAGUUUGAAUGUAGGCACAAUGUUAAAGGGAAAUACCCGUUGAGCUUUAUUAUUCCUUUGGCUAAAACUAAAAUACGACAUGAUGAACUGUGUAUUUACAUGCAAUGUUAUGUUUAAAAAAAAUAAAUAAAUAAGGAAUUUUAAAUGAUAAAAGUAAUUUGAUAUUCAUAAUAUACCAGCAUUUUGUACAUAAUUAGAUUCUAGCUGACGCGGUAGCUAACUAUGUGGGUGAAGGUGUGUGGGGGAGGUUUAAGGUCAUGGUGUGUGAAUUUGAUGUGAGACAUAUUUUAAUUGUUUACUUUAUACCUUACCUUUAUGGUGUUGUGUUGUUCUGGGCCACGUCAUACUACAACACUUUGGGCCCAAUCAACAUGUGUGGUUCAAAGUGGAUAUGUAACUGAAAUAAUAAACCAAUGGCUUUUACUGCAGGCUCUAGAUGGG
Cyclopterus lumpus (lumpfish) is the source of this 2200-nucleotide messenger RNA. RefSeq lists its product as uncharacterized. The transcript is spliced from 6 exons. Gene Ontology annotation, biological process: bile acid and bile salt transport. Lineage: Eukaryota; Metazoa; Chordata; Actinopteri; Perciformes; Cyclopteridae. Gene Ontology annotation, molecular function: protein heterodimerization activity; transmembrane transporter activity. Gene Ontology annotation, cellular component: plasma membrane. The record is from RefSeq and is a predicted model, not a curated record. The coding region runs from base 300 to 1310 and encodes 336 amino acids.